AUGUCGUCUGCAUCAUCUGAUUCUUCUUCUGCCCCCGCGUCUCCUCCCUCCACAGCGCCCUCCACUCCUUUUCAGGCAGAAUCGGCGGCAUAUUUCAUAGUCACGCAUGAGCCCAGCGCUGCCUUUCUGAAGUCUCUUCCUGCACGUAGGGGCAGUGAUGAUCGUAUCCUGCUCUUCCUAGGGACAGGUCCCGCGAACGCACUCCUUGAGCAGGCGGUUGAGUUGCUGGAAGACUGUUCUUUGCGUGAGAAGGACAAAUGGGAGCUCAUGAAGACCAACGAUGGCGGCAAAGAAAUUUCAUAUUAUAGGACCAAAACUCAAGUUUCAACAAUCGCAUGCACCCCUUCUAUCGAUAUCAAUGCUCUCAAUAUUCAAACGACUUCAUGCAGCUAUUCAUCCGCACUCAAUAUCUUCGCCGACGCGUCGCUCCGUGUUGUUGUCUCCCUUCCUUCUCCUUCAACUGCCUCUCCAUUGAGCUUGCAUGUCCUUGAGCGCCCCCCACUCAGCUUCCCCCGUCUUUCCCUCACCUCUGCAUCUGUUCUGAACACUUCAGCCCAUCCCUACGGCACCCCGUCUCUGUCCGAGUUUCAAGAUGGCUGGCGCGCAUGGGACCUCAUUACGCUCGGUAUGAUUCCACCUUCACUCCUCCACAGCAAACCUAUCGACCUGCGCCAUAAGCCACUCUUUUACCUGGGUCAUCUCCCAACGUUCCUCAAUCUCCUCAUGACCGCAUACCUCCGCGAGCCACCUGUUGCCCCCGCACGCUUCACGAAGAUUUUUGAGCGCGGUAUCGACCCUCACGUAGACGAUCCAGAACACUGUCACUCGCACUCAGAGGUCCCAGAGCGUGACGAGGAUUGGCCUGCACUCGGAGAAGUGCUCGCCUACCGUGACAGGGUCCGCGCACGCCUCGCGAAGUUAUAUGACGAGCUGGAGGCGGGUACCCGGACGUUAACGAGAAGGUUGGCUCGCACGCUCAUGAUGAUCUUGGAGCACGACGGGUUCCAUAUCGAGACAUUAUUGUAUAUUCUCAUUCAGCGCGCAGGCACCGGCAUGCUCCCACCGCCUGGGUUUGCCUCUCCUCCAUGGGCUCAGCUGGCCGCUCAGUGGGACAAUAUCCCCGCCCCUUCUACGCCGCAUGCGACACUUGGUCCCUGUACAUUGACCAUGGGCCACGAUGAUCCUGAACCUGCGGACCUCAUUGAGGGCUUUGAGGCUGACGUCCAGGGUCACGAAUUCGGGUGGGACAAUGAAAGCCCCAAGCAUGCUGUCGAAAUCGGCCGCUUCAAGAUUGACUGGCGGCCUGUCACGAACGGCGAAUUCCUCGCGUACUGGCGGGGCGCGGGCAAGGACCGUGUCGCGAUUCCCCCGAGCUGGGUCGAGGAGGACGGCGAAGUUAGGGUGCGCACAUUGUAUGGCCCAAUCGCGAUGGAGAUUGCGCACAACUGGCCGGUGCUUACAUCGUACGAUGACCUGGCGACAUAUGCCGCGUCGAAGGGCGGCAGGAUCCCGACAGAGCCGGAACUGCGACUGUUCCUUGAUACGUACCAGGUUGGCUACGAGGAAGGUGCCAAUAUGGGCUUCAGGAACUGGCAUCCUAUGCCCGCGACUGCCGGAUGUGAGAAGGAUGGGCUCAGGGGCUCUAACGGCGGUGUUUGGGAGUGGUCCUCGACCCUUUUUGAUACUCAUGAGGGCUUCGAGGGCACGACGAUUUUCCCUGGAUAUUCGUCGGAUUUCUUCGACACCAAACAUCAGGUCGUGCUUGGUGCUUCCUACGCCACUAUUCCCCGUCUCGGUGACCGCCGUACUGUGCGGAAUUUCUACCAGCACAAUUAUCCGUACCCGUGGGUGGGGGCACGGGUUGCUUACGAUUUUUGA
Molecule: messenger RNA, 1878 nt
Organism: Fibroporia radiculosa
Lineage: Eukaryota; Fungi; Basidiomycota; Agaricomycetes; Polyporales; Fibroporiaceae
Exons: 6
Coding region: 1-1878 (625 amino acids)
Source: RefSeq, a predicted model, not a curated record